Molecule: messenger RNA, 1401 nt
Organism: Lichtheimia ornata
Lineage: Eukaryota; Fungi; Mucoromycota; Mucoromycetes; Mucorales; Lichtheimiaceae
Exons: 8
Coding region: 1-1401 (466 amino acids)
Biological process (GO): protein localization to plasma membrane; GPI anchor biosynthetic process
Cellular component (GO): endoplasmic reticulum; membrane
Molecular function (GO): glucosaminyl-phosphatidylinositol O-acyltransferase activity
Source: RefSeq, a predicted model, not a curated record
AUGCUUCGCGACGACGAGGAAUACAAACGCGCCCAAGAAGCCUGGGUAUCCAACUGCACAGGUGGUUCUAUAACCGAAAUACUUUCAGUGGUCUCGUCACUCGUGGCGUCUCAUUUACUUUGGUCCACCUUGAGUCUUCAUUCGAGCAUCCCAUCGCAGAACUUGUUCAUACAAAUCGUCAUUUACGUUGUACCUGUGUUGCUAAGUCAAACGGUGGCUGCUGAUCAUGCUAUCCUGGUGGCACUCGCUUUGGUGUCCUUGUCAUUUCUAUUCUCGCGUAUCUCGCAAUCAUCACCACAACAAGCACCCGAAUCAAGCCAAUUCUACAAGUCCUAUCUUACGGUGUAUCGUGCAGGCAUCAUGAUGGUUACAUGCAUGGCUAUCCUAGCUGUGGAUUUCCCCAUCUUUCCACGUCGAUUUGCAAAGGUGGAAACAUUUGGCACAUCAUUGAUGGAUGUUGGUGUAGGAUCUGUGGUGUUUUCUUCAGGCAUUGUUGCAUCAAGAUCUUAUCUUAAUCGACACCCCGUUCCUCGUAUAACGGCCAUGAUCAAAGCUUUCAGAUCAGCUCUCCCUAUUCUCACUCUCGGAUUUCUUCGUUUUAUACUUACCAAAGGAGUUGACUACCAGGAACACACUUCAGAAUAUGGCUUACAUUGGAACUUUUUCUUUACUCUUGGGUUUCUACCACCUUUUGUGACACUGGCUAGUUUUAUGCAACAAUGGAUUUCCUUUUCUGCACUUGCCAUGGUACUCGCUUCAGCGUAUCAACUUGCUCUCUAUUAUGGAUUACAAUCAUGGAUUCUCGAUGCCCCACGUGUUGAUAUCUUGAGUGCCAAUAAGGAAGGCGUAUGCAGCUUCAUUGGUUAUGUGUCCAUAUUCUUGCUUGGAUUGGAAUCGGGAAUGAUUAUCUUCCGAAAUGAUCUCUCUCAAUCCUCCUUGAUUCGAUGGCUUGGAGUCAAAUCAGACGCACCCAAUUCAAAGCAUGUUGGUGUUCAUUUAUUGGUGCAGGCGUGUGCUUUAUGGACAUUGCUUGGAUGUUGGUGGUUGUAUUUAUGCAUCGGAGACGAAAAUGAAAUGUUCAAAGUGUCGAGGCGAAUGGCCAAUCUUCCUUAUGUUAUCUGGGUAGUUGCAUUCAAUUUGACGCUCUUGGGAUGGUUGGUAUGGGUUGAGUACUUAUAUCCAGUUCCUGGUCGAGGACCCUCCUUGUUGGAUGCAGUCAAUGUGAAUGGUCUUGUCACUUUUCUUUGGGCUAAUAUCCUUACAGGAUUGGUGAAUUUGAGCAUGAGAACAUUAUACGCAUCCAGCAUUCAAAGUUUAGCCGUAUGCUUUAUAUAUAUUACAGUGGUGGCACUUUUGCCGUGGAUUUUAUGGCGACAUUAUGGUAUUCGAGUGAAAUUGUAA